This is a messenger RNA of Saccharomycodes ludwigii, 5808 nucleotides long. It is a transcript of the gene UBR2, whose product is annotated as putative ubiquitin-protein ligase UBR2. Gene Ontology annotation, biological process: protein ubiquitination; ubiquitin-dependent protein catabolic process via the N-end rule pathway. NCBI's taxonomy places the organism in Eukaryota, Fungi, Ascomycota, Saccharomycetes, Saccharomycodales, Saccharomycodaceae. Gene Ontology annotation, molecular function: ubiquitin protein ligase activity; zinc ion binding. The transcript has a single exon. The record is from RefSeq and is a predicted model, not a curated record. Bases 1 to 5808 code for a protein of 1935 amino acids. Gene Ontology annotation, cellular component: cytoplasm; ubiquitin ligase complex.
AUGAAUAAACAAAAAAAAUUUAAUUUCAACAGUGGCAAAAAAAAUAUUGAGCAUAAAGAACAAGAAAAACAAAAUGACAUUGGUAACAAUAGCACCACCGAAAGUACAGAAAAAGUUUAUAUAGAGGAAUUAUCAUCAUUUUUAAUAUUAUUUCCUAGAUUGUGCAAUUUUAAUUUUAAUAAUAUAGCAAAAACAAUUUUAUGGCAAUGUUUAUUGGAUAUUUUUUUUUUGCACAGCCCUAAUGAUAAUAGUCAGUCUGCUAGUUGCAACAUCCAAAUAUUUGACAAAUAUUUGAGCUUUUUCAAAACAAAAAAUUGGAAACAUCAAUCUUAUAAUAAAGUACACUUAAAAGAUUAUUGGAGAGAUAAGUUUGUAGAAAAAUAUAUUCAUAAUUCCAGCAAUAAUGAUACAGUAAAAAAUUGUGAGCUUGAACACUGGCAUCCAUAUGAUUCAAUGUGCAAUAAAAAACUUUUUGCUACAGAGACUGUCUACUAUUGUUUGGACUGCUCAAGAAGUCCACUUUAUGAGAUUUGUGAAGAAUGCUUUGAUUUUGAGUACCAUAAUAACCAUAGGUACAUUGCUAGAACAUUAGGUAAAAGUGAAAGCAGAGUAUGUCAUUGUGGGAGUCAUGAUGACUUUAUUGAUACAAAAAUAGGUAAACAUUGUAAAAUGCUUUCUUUUGCCGAUAAUUCAGUGGAAAUUUUUGAUUUAGAUGUAUUGGAAAGGCAAUUCGAAUGUAUUUUCAAUUACAUUUUGGAUGUUUUAUUACAAUCAGACACAUCUAAUUACUCGCAAUUAAAUAAAUAUUUCAUGAUGAGCGCAAAUGUAAUAAAUAUUUAUAAACAGACUGAUGCAAACGGUGUUAAAAAUUUAGAGAGGCUUGCCAAUGAGCAUUGUUUAAUAUUAGAAGAUAGUUGCUGUAACUCAUCACAAUAUACCCUAGCCAACGAAUUAAGUUCAAUCUUAGAUAAACCGAUUGAAUAUUGCCUUUCACUUGUGGAUGAAUUCCUACGCAACAAAAGUUUCCAAGUUAUAGCACAAACUUUUGACUUAUCCUUUUUAGAACAAAUUCAGGCAAAACUUAAGGAUAAAAGUAUUCCUUCAAAAAUUAUCACAGUGGAACAGGUUGUGCAAUAUGAGAUUGCACAAGAGUUAAUUGCAUUUGUAUACAUAUUGCUAAUAAAGUGUAAUUACUCAAUGAAUUUGAAAAUUGCUGUUAGAAAAUGUUUAUUAAACGAUUGGGAAUCCUCAUUGUAUGCAUUUAAAAAUAUGGACAUUAGAGCUUCGACUUUAAGCUCAUGUGAUUUAGAUUUUAUGAGUUCCAUUACACAAAAGUGUAGUGUCAUAGAGAUCCCGAUAAUAAAGAAUUUUUUUUUCAGUGAUCCAAAUUUUUAUUUCGAUACCAACAAUCUAUGGCAAUACGAUACAUCUUGCGAUUUAAAAAUCAAUGAAGAACAGAAGAAGCAAAUUUUUGACUAUUUUAUUCAUAACACCAAAAAAAAUUUUUUAUCGAAACCAUCCAAAUACCAAUACUUUCUGGACUGUUCAUCAAGUUUGUUAACAAACUUCAAUAAACUAAAAUUAAUCAAGAUUCUAGAAAGUGCAUACUCCAUAUCUGGAGAUGAUUUUAAUAUUUAUGCCGCUUCACAAUAUUUGGAUUUGUAUCCUAAAUUAAUAUAUCAAUAUUUCAUCUCAGACCAAGCUUCAUAUAAAGCUUCUAUAUUAACUUCCAUGUCUCAAUAUAUUUUUCAAAAUCCAAAAGUAACUAAUUUGUUGGUUCAUACUCCAUUUUUUAGCAGAAUGAUAAAACUAUCCUUUUUUUUAAUUAACUAUUCAUCUGACUUUUUCCAAAUCAUUGACCAAGAUUUUAUUCCGUGCACCAUUGAAUUUAAAUUGCCAUCAUCCGACAAAUUACAAAGCAGAAAAAUUAUUUCAUUCUAUAAGGACAUUUACUUAGCAUUUUCUAGCAAUACGAAUCCGAAAAGUGUUUUUUCCAACCAAGAACUAAUGGAUACGAUCUUUUGUUGUGCCCGUGCUUUUAAAUCUAUUGUUCCAUUGAAAAGGGAAGAACUGCAACAUGUGGAGUAUGAAAGCUUUGAUUUCCAACCCUUUUUCCAGUUCUUCAAUCCUUUAAUUGUAAUGAUAGAUUCUUAUAUUAGAAGUAUCUGUUUAUGGACAGACGAUUUAGAUGAAAGGGCUAAGAUAAUCAACACUUUGUUGGAGAAGGCAGUUAAUGAGGAGUUAAAGGAUGUUUUGAGUGAUAGGGGGGUUUCAGGUUCAGGCGAUACCUACUUAGAAAAUAGUACUUGUUCUUAUGACGGUGAUUAUGCUGUUUCUGAUGUUAACUUUCAAUUAAAUAUGAAUAAUUUUAAAUUGAAAACCCUUCAAGUAUCAAACGAAAUCUAUAAAAUUAUUGACUUCAAAGUUGGUGUCGAUAUUCAAAGUUUUAUUCAUCCGUUUUCGUACAUUAUCAAGUUUAUUUUGCAAUGGUCGUGCAGCGGCAGAUACGAAAAGUUACCUGAUGAUUUUAGAAAAAAAUUAAUGGGCAAAAUAUUUGAGCUCAAUAAGGAGACCUUAUUUUGUAACCCCACCAAUAUGCUACUGUUAUGUGAACAUCCAAUUUCAACUUUGGCUAUGAUUUCACAAAUUAGAUCAGGGUUUUGGAUUAGAAAUGGCGCACCAAUUGUUUUGCAGAUGAAAAAGUACACAAAAGACAAUUUAAAAGAGUAUACGUAUUAUAGUGACUUGUUCAUUACUCAGUUGGGGAUGUGUUACUGCUUACCAAAUGAGUUUAUGUGUCUAAUGAUUGAUAGGUUUAAUUUGAGAAGUUGGUUUAUGGGAAUUCCACUAGAUGAUUAUCCAGAUCGUGAAACAACUGUAAAAAUGGUGGAGGAGAUGUUUUUAGUAUUGAUCAGGUUAUUUACCGACAUUAGGUCACUUUCACUACUAUCUUCCUUUGAUGGAUUUGAGAAAAAUCUCAUUACAGAAAUUGUCCAUGUAUUGUGUUUUAAGGAUGAGAGUUAUAGUAAAGUGUCACAUGCUCUACCUGAGCACUUGACUAGAAAUCCAUCAUUUGAUCUCUAUUUGAAAAAAGCUGCUGAUUUUUUUAAACCAAAGUCCGAUAAAGUACCUGGUCUAUAUAGAUUGAAGCCAAAGUACUUUGAUAUGGUUGAUCCGUUUUAUGUGACUUUUGGUGCCUCGCAAUCAUAUGAGGCUGAAAUUAUUGUUCGCAAAAGGCAACAGAUUACCCAUGGUAUAAAUAAUUAUAACGAUACGUUUAUCCCUGUCAGAAAUAUCGAAAAAUUUUUAAAUAAUAAAUUAUUAUUUAAAAAUUUGUUUGCGAUUUGCGGUUCUGAUAAUUUCGGUAUGUGGAUAAAAAACAGUCUAGAAUUACUGGUUCAUCUUGAAUUAGAAUCUUUAGCGACAAAAGUUAUACAUUUAAUUCAUAUUUGUGUGGUUAACAGCCUACAUAUUUUUGAACCCAUAUUUUGGAGAGAAUAUCAAAGCUCCUGCACGUUGGAUGAAGUUUAUAGACAAAGCAUAGGCUCUCUUUUAUAUUCGUUUCUACAAAUGUCUAAAUUUUCAAAUGAGCAUGGGAAAAUUAGGGAAAUAUUUAGAUUCAUGAAGUCUGAGGCACCUCAUAUUGACAUUAAUAAAUUUUUGGAGGAACAGGUACAAAGCUUUAAUAAAACGAUUUUAGAAACAUCGAAUUUUUAUAUGCAUAACGAAUAUAGAAGUGAAUCUUCAGGGUUUUGUUGUCUUGAUUCUAAAGAUUCAACCACAAGUUUUGCUAGUAUUUCUAGCACAGAAACUGAAUUUGAAAGAAAGAAGAAAAUUGCUAAAGCUAAAAGAGAAAAGAUGAUGGAUAAAUUGAAAAAACAACAAAGUCAGUUUAUAGAAAAUAAUCUUGAGUACAUUGAGGAUUUUGUCCCAUCAAGUAGAUGUGAGUCGACCAAAACCGAAUGGGAAUACCCAGAAGAUACAUGUACAUUUUGCAAGAUUCCCAGAAAUGAAACGCCGCUAGUAUAUUUUGGACUACUCAUAGAUAAUUUAGUGGAUGAAUUUGGUGAUGUAUCAAAUUUCAAAUUAUUUUCAGGUUUGCAGGGAAUGCCACUAGCUAAGGGUUCACAAAUUAAAACACAACAAUGUCUCACUGUCAAAUUUUGUGGGCAUGGUAGUCAUCCCGAUUGCUUGUUGCGACAUAUGGAUUCACAACGCUUAACCUAUUCUCAAAUCACUAAAAAUAUAACAUCCGCCAUCGGGAAUUCAUGUUUUAUGUGCCCAUUGUGUAGUUCUCUAUCAAAUUGGUUUAUCCCAAAAAUCAAUACCAUGACUUUGAGAACUUCUGAUUAUUUGGAAAAUUUUUCCCCGGAGCCAAUAUUUGCAGGAAAUGAAUUCCAAUCCGAAUUGAAAUGGUGUGCCAAAUCUUUGUCUGUAUUUUCAUCAUUUAUCUUUCAACGGGAAAGCAUUUCCUUUUUUGAUGCAAGGGUGCAUCUAAACCAGUUGAUGAUUAAUACGGUCAAAAAUAUCGAGCUAUCUCUUAGAAGGAAAGGUGCGGAUGACGAGUUUAUUAUGAAAGCUUUGAAUAACCAGAAAUUGACGACGCUAAAACUUUUAGGUGAUUUUGAAUUUUUUUGCAUUAAUAAUUCCAAGCAAUUAGCACAAUUAAUUAGGACGCAUAGGGAGACAAAUGAAAUAUCAGAGAGUUUUGAUGAUUAUUUUAAUAAUUUGGAAAAGUUUACAUCUACAGAUCCAUUAAAAAUUAUAAAUUUUGCUCUGACUGGAGAAACAGCUUGUGCAUAUAUGAAAAAAUUGGGAUACAAAAGUUUGAUACUUACCAUUGUUAAACGUUCGUUGUUGCUUAAUUUUGUACGUUUAUUUACAGCAUUAAAAGUCUCAAGCUUCAAGUUGGAGGCUGCAUGGAUGGAAAAUUUAGUUUUUCCUCGAGAGCAUCACGUUUUAGUUGGUUUAAUAAAAAAAUUUCUCGAUGACAACAAAUCAUCGUUCCCUGUAAAAUUGCUGGAUGAAAUUAAAAAAAAUUUGCCCGUCAUAUUAGAUUUAGUUUUGGAUCAAUUGAAAGUUUUGUUGAGGAGAAUUGCUCUUUGUGUAGUGUCGAAAUACUUUAUUUCCUUUCAUGCGGAUGUCGGCAGUAUAACAAAAAAAAUUAAUCAUGUUGGCAAAAUUGGAGAAAUUAAUCAAAUAUUAGGAUACUUGGGUGUUGAUAAAAUUGAGGGUAUUUUAAAAAAUUUGGAACAUAGGCAUAUUCAAAUUUUUAAGAUGUUAAUAAAUGAUGAGUUGGUGUCUAAAAAACAGUUGGAUAUACCACUAACAAGUCCAUUUCAAUUAAGUGUUUUACCUGAAAGAUUAUGUGAUGUUUGUCCUAAAUCCUACUCUUUAGAUUAUGAAUUGAAAUAUAAAGCUUUUAAAAAUACGGAUAGUGCAAUUUGCUUAUUUUGCUCUAAAAUGAUGUGGAUUGAACAUUCACCACCAUGGCAUAAUUCUAGGUUUGGUAAAUGUUGUAAUCAUGUUUACAAUGAAUGCGCUAAAAGUUCAAGUUUUGGUUGUUUUCUUUUACCUAAAACGGGUGCAUUGCUUUUGCUUUUUGGUAUGAGAGGAACAUUUUAUCCGGCCCCAUACUUGAAUGAGCAUCAUGAAUAUGAUUUGGAAAAGUUGGGAACUGUGUUGAAAUUAAACGAAGACUUGUAUGAGAAAUUUACUAAUGACAUUGUAUUGGGAAGUAAAAUACCUGAUAAAAUAAUAUCGGUACAUGGGAUGGCCAAUGAUUUUGGUGGAUGGGAACAAUUUUAA